AUGUGUAUUGCUCUGCUGGGUAGAAAUACACUGGGAAUGGUAGAUGGAUCAUGUGAUAAAGAAAAGUAUAGUGAAAAUUUGUGGAAUCAUUGGGAUCGAGUUGAUGCCAUUGUUCAAUUUUGGCUAAUGAACUCUGUUUCUAAGAGUUUACUAGGUGGCAUUAUGUAUGCAGCCAUUGCAAAAGCAGUGUGGCAAGAUCUACAAAAAAGGUUCACCAAGAUAGAUUGUUCAAGAACCUUCAACUUGCAUAAGGCGAUAGCCACUCUAACUCAAGGAGUAAAUUAUGUAACAAUCUAUUUCUCCAAACUUAAGACUCUUUGGGAGGAAUUUGAGGCUUUGGUACCACCACCAGGUUGUAACUGUGAAAAAUCCAAGGAAUUCAUGUUGCAUCUACAAAAACUGAAACUGUUCCAGUUUCUGAUGGGGCUAAAUGACUCAUAUAAUCAAGCAAGAAGUCAAAUACUGCUCAUGAGUCCAUUACCUUCAAUCAAUCAAGCCUAUGCUAUGGUAAUGGAUGAUGAGAGUCAAAGGUGUGUGUCAGCUAUGAAUGGAGUUUUGGGUGCAAAUCCAAUGUCACAUACAGGCAAUUAUGAAUCUGUUAUGUACAGCAGAACAAGUGGAAAUCAAAAGUUCACAAGGAAUUGUCAUCCAUAUUGUGAGGUUUGUAAAAUAAGAGGACACAACAAGGAUAAUUGUUGGAAAAUAGUGGGAUAUCCCCCUGAGUUCAAGUAUAAAAAGAAGAAACCCUCUGAAGGUGGGAGUGCAGCUUACAAUGUGAGUACAAAAGAGAACACACAAAAUGAAGUACUUCAUGCUGCAAGUGGACAAUCUGAAUUCAAGUAUGGUUCUGAUACGAAUGUGUAUAGUCAUGGAAAAAAUUCAAGUAGCAUGGAUCAAGUUCAAUCCAAGCCAAGUCAAGUUGAUGCUAAUCAUUUUACACAAGAACAAUAG
This is a messenger RNA of Solanum lycopersicum (tomato), 951 nucleotides long. Lineage: Eukaryota; Viridiplantae; Streptophyta; Magnoliopsida; Solanales; Solanaceae. The record is from RefSeq and is a predicted model, not a curated record.